UCUAGUGCUCACCGUAGUUGUUGUCUCCGCUAGGAGACGACCAUCGCUAAUAUUUGCUAGCUAGCUAGCUUGUCCCCUUCACAGCAAUUUGUGCUGUAAAAUGUUUUUACUAAGUGUUUGUUUUGAAUUACAAUGAUGUCUGUGAAAGUUGCAGGAACGAGAGGAUUUUAUUUUAAUACUGUCUUGUCCCUGGCGCGCUCGUUGGCUGCACACCGACCAGCGCCGAUAGAAAAGGUCCAGAAGCUGCAGUGCAUGUGUCCAGUAGAUUUCAGAGGGGUGUUCCAGCUGGAUGAGAGGAGGAGAGAUGCGGUCAUAGCUCUGGGCAUCUUCCUGGUUGAAUCUGAUCUACAGCACAAAGACGCCAUCGUCCCCUAUCUGCUGGGCCUGCUGAAGGGACUUCCCAAAGUGCAAUGGAUUGAAGACAGCUGUGGAAGCAAAGGACGAGACAUCCUACCUGUAGCAGAGAACUUCUGCUUCUGUCUGGUCACUCUGCUUGCCGACGUGGCGCAGCGCGAUGGCACCUCACGAGGACGCAUCCUGGAGGCCAUCAUGGACCUAAUGCAGGUCCUGCUGGACAUCUGCCUGAAGCCAGAGGGCCAUGAUCAAGAAUACCUGUGCCGGUACACUGUGCCUUGUCUGUUGGGCGUGGCCCGGGCCUUUGGUCGCUAUAGCAACACUGAGGAGCCCCUGCUGUCCAAGCUUUUUCCGCGGGCAGCAGCCCCGCCCGUGCCCGGCACAGAGGACGCCGACCCGUCGCGACGAUGUUCUUUCAACGAUUUCCGCUCCAUCAUGCCAACCUCCCUGCUUACUGUCUGUCAUGGAAACACGGUCAAGCGUAAAGGAAGCUCUGUUUCCAGUGUGUCACAACAGGCCAGUCCAGAGAGAGCAGGACUGACCCCCAGGUCCCCAGCUGACCCUUCAGCACAGUACUUUGAGGGCUCGUAUCUCCCUGACGGUAGUGCUGUGGACCCAGACUAUUACUUCUCCACUAUCAGUUCUAGUUUCUCUGUGUCUCCUCUGUUUACGGGCAGUGCCCAGGGAGAGUUUGACGUUCCUCUGGAUAUUCUGCGCCAGCUCCUCAGUAUGGUUGAGCAGUUUGUCUCAGAGUCCUUUCUGAAAAAACUGGAUGACACACUGCAGGAGUUUCUAGAGUUAAACCCAGGUGUGCACCUGUACUACAAGACUUUCAGUGAUCCGCUGUAUGUUGCCAUCUUUAAAAUGCUGAGGGACACGCUGUACAACUUGAAAGACCUGCAGACGGGCUACGUGAAGGAGGUGCAUGACUUUGUUCUGGAGCAGUUCAGCAGCAGCCAGUCAGAGCUGCAGAGGAUCCUCCACGAUGUGGAGUACCUGCACAGUGAACUGAGUCCUCUGAAGCUCCGCUGCCAGGCCAACGCCGCCUGCGUGGACCUCAUGGUCUGGGCUGUCACUGAGGAGCAGGGAGCUGAGAACCUCUGCACCAAGUUGUCAGAGAAGCUGCAGUCCAAGACUUCCAGUAAAGUGAUCAUCGCUCACAUGCCUCUGCUCAUCUGCUGUCUGCAGGGUCUGGGUCGUCUGUGCGAGCGGUUCCCAGUGGUGGCCCACUCGGUCACCAUGUCCCUCCGAGACUUCCUGGUGGUGCCAUCUCCUGUCCUGGUGAAGCUCUACAAGUACCACAGCCAGUCGGCCACCGGGACGGGUGAGAUCAAGAUCCAUGUGACCAAUGAGCAUUCCCAGUCCACAUUCAGCGCUCACGCCAAUAAGAAAAGCCAGCCGUCCAUGUACGAACAGCUCCGGGACAUCUCCAUAGAUAACAUCUGCAGGUGUCUGAAGGCAGGUCUGACUAUGGACAGUGUUAUAGUGGAAGCUUUCCUUGCCAGCCUGUCCAAUCGUCUCUAUAUUUCCCAGGAGAAUGACAAAGAGGCCCACCUGAUCCCUGACCACACCAUCAGAGCGCUGGGUCACAUUGCGGUGGCUCUGAGGGACACGCCCCGCGUCAUGGAGCCCAUCCUACAGAUCCUACAGCAGAAGUUCUGCCAGCCGCCAUCGCAGCUAGAUGUACUCAUUAUAGAUCAGCUGGGAUGCAUGGUCAUCACUGGGAAUCUAUACAUCUACCAGGAGGUGUGGAACCUGUUCCAGCAGAUCAGUGUGAAGGCGUCGUCGAUGGUUUACUCUACUAAGGACUACAAAGACCAUGGAUACAGACACUGUUCCCUGGCAGUGAUCAACGCCCUAGCGAACAUUGCAGCUAACCUGGCGGCAGAGCAGAUGGUAGAUGAGCUGCUGGUCAAUCUACUGGAGCUCUUUGUCCAGUUGGGACUUGAGGGCAAGAGGGCCAGCGAGAGGGCUCCAGACAAGGGCCCUGCCCUGAAGGCGUCAAGCAGUGCUGGCAACCUUGGGGUGCUCAUUCCUGUCAUUGCUGUGCUGACAAAGCGUCUGCCGCCCAUCAAGGAAGCGAAGCCACGUCUGCAGAAGCUGUUCAGAGACUUCUGGCUUUAUUCUGUUGUGAUGGGAUUUGCUGUUGAGGGAUCAGGGCUGUGGCCAGAAGAGUGGUAUGAAGGAGUGUGUGAGAUCGCCACCAAGUCUCCUCUCCUCACCUUCCCCAGCGGAGAACCGCUACGCUCAGAACUGCAGUACAAUUCCGCCCUGAAGAAUGACACUGUCACAGCGGCGGAGCUUAAUGACCUGAGGAGUACCAUUAUAAACCUGCUGGAUCCUCCUCCUGAGGUGGCUGCUCUCAUCAACAAACUUGACUUUGCCAUGUCUACCUAUCUACUGUCAGUCUACAGGCUGGAAUACAUGAGGAUGCUGCGCUCCCUGGACUCUGACCGUUUCCAGGUGAUGUUCCGCUAUUUUGAGGACCGAGCCAUUCAAAAGGACAAAUCUGGUAUGAUGCAGUGUGUGAUCGCAGUGGGUGACAAGGUGUUCGAAGUGUUCCUACAGAUGAUGGCUGAGAAGCCGAAGACUAAAGCUCAUGAGGAAGAGCUAGAGCGACACGCUCAGUUCCUAUUGGUCAACUUCAACCACAUCCACAAGAGAAUUCGCAGGGUGGCCGACAAAUACCUGUCCGGUCUGGCUGAGACCUUCCCCCAUCUUCUCUGGAGUGGCCGGGUUCUGAAGACCAUGCUGGACAUCCUGCAGACCCUGUCGCUCUCCCUCAGCGCGGACAUCCAUAAGGACCAGCCGUACUACGACAUCCCCGACACCCCCUACAGGAUCACCGUUCCAGACACCUACGAGGCCAGAGAGAGCAUAGUGAAGGACUUUGCUGCUCGCUGUGGGGAGAUCCUUAAAGAAGCCAUGAAGUGGGCCCCUUCUGUUACCAAGUCACAUCUGCAGGAGUACCUGAACAAGCACCAGAACUGGGUGUCUGGUCUGUCCCAACACACCGGCCUGGCCAUGGCUACAGAGAGCAUACUGCACUUCGCUGGCUACAACAGACAGAGCACUACAUUGGGGAUCACCCAGCUGACAGAGAGACCAGCCUGUGUGAAGAAAGACUACUCCAACUUCAUGGCUUCACUCAACCUGAGGAACCGCUAUGCUGGAGAGGUGGCAGGUAUGAUCCAUUUCAGUGAGGCGGUGCGUAGCCAGUCAGAUCUGCCCAGGCUGAUGGUUAGACAGAUGACCGAAGCUCUGGACAACCAGAACCACGGGGCCUUCACUGAACACAUGUUCAAACUGGCUGCACUGCUCAUCAGCACUAAAGAUUGUGAUCCUCAGCUUCUUCACCACCUGUGUUGGUCUCCUCUGAAGAUGUUCACGGAGCACGGCAUGGAGACGGCCAUCGCCUGCUGGGAGUGGCUGCUGGCUGCUCGGACCGGAGUGGAGGUCCCGUUCAUGCGUGAGAUGGCCGGGGCUUGGCAGAUGACCGUGGAGCUGAAGAUGGGCUUGUUCUCUGAUGCUCAAGUGGAGGCGGACCCCCUGGCUGCCUCAGAGGAGAGCCAGCCUGCCCCGUGUCCCCCCGACGUCACCCCUCACUGCAUCUGGAUAGAGUUCCUGGUCCAGAGGUUUGAGAUAGCUAAGUAUUCCAGUGAAGACCAGGUGGAGAUUUUCGGCUGCCUAUUACAACGUUCACUCUCCCUCAACGUGGGCGGGGCCAAUGGCAGCCUCAACCGCCACGUAGCUGCAAUCGGACCCCGCUUCAGGCUCCUAACUCUGGGUCUAGCAUUACUCCAUUCCGAUGUAGUCACCAACGCCACCAUCAGAAAUGUCCUUCGAGAGAAGAUCUACUCCACCGCUUUCGACUACUUCAGCGCCCCUCCUAAGUUCCCCACCCAGGGCGACAAGCGCCUGCGCGAGGACAUCAGCUUCAUGAUCCGCUUCUACGCCAGCAUCCUGUCGGACAAGAAGUACCUGGCAGCGUGCCAGCUGGUCCCUCCUGGUGAGCUAGGCGCCGUGCCCACCCCCAGCACCCUCUCUGCCGGGAUAUUUGGAUCGCUAAUCGUGUCCAGCACUACUCCAAUAUCGAUGCUAAACAACCAGGACCCCUCGUUGAACAGUCUGUCGGUGAUGACAGCCCAGGACCCCAGGUCAACAGCAUCCCAUGACUCCAGCUCCCGCUCCCAGCAGAGUGGUCAGAGUGGCUGGAUCAACACCUACCCCUUGUCUUCUGGCAUGUCCACAGCAUCCAAGAAGUCAGGCCUGUCUAAGAAGAGUAACAGGGGGACCCAGCUCCAUAAGUACUACAUGAAGCGCCGGACACUUCUGCUGGCCCUACUGGCCAGUGAGAUUGAGCGGUUGACUACGUGGUACAACCCCCUGUGCACACAGGAGCUGGCCAUCGCCACAGAGCAGUCAGUGGAGACCAGCAUCGCCAACUGGAGGUCCAAGUACAUCAGCCUGAGUGAGAAACAGUGGAAAGACAAUGUCAACCUGGCCUGGAGUAUAGCGCCUUACCUGGCCAUGCAGCUACCUGCCAGGUUUAAGAACGAUUCGAUAGUGGCCGAGGUGACCCGGCUGGUGAGACUCGACCCCGGAGCGGUCAGCGACGUCCCCGAGGCCGUCAAGUUCCUGGUGACUUGGCACACCAUCGAUGCCGACUCCCCCGAGCUGAGCCACAUCCUGUGUUGGGCUCCGGCCGACCCCCCGACCGGCCUGUCGUACUUCUCAUCCAUGUACCCCCCACACCCCCUGACUGCUCAGUACGGGGUUAAAGUACUGCGCUCGUUUCCUCCGGAUGCCAUCCUGUUUUAUAUCCCUCAGAUCGUUCAGGCCCUUCGCUAUGACAAGAUGGGCUAUGUGAGGGAGUACAUACUCUGGGCGGCCCAGAAGUCUCAGCUGUUGGCCCACCAGUUCAUCUGGAACAUGAAGACUAACAUCUACCUGGAUGAGGAGGGACACCACAAAGACCCUGACAUCGGAGACCUGUUGGAGGAGAUGGUUGAGGAGAUAAUCGGCUCUCAGUCCGGUGCAGCUAAAGACUUUUUCCAGAGAGAGUUUGACUUCUUUGACAAAAUCACUAACGUUUCCGCCAUCAUCAAACCAACCCCCAAGGGUGACGAGAGAAAGAGGGCGUGUCUUAAAGCCCUGUCCGACAUCAAAGUCCAGCCAGGCUGCUACCUGCCCAGUAACCCAGAGGCCAUCGUACUAGACAUCGACUACAAGUCUGGAACACCCAUGCAAAGCGCCGCCAAGGCCCCCUACCUGGCCAAGUUCAAGGUGAAGCGCUGUGGAGUCAGCGAGCUGGAGAAGGAGGGCCUGCGUUGUCACUCAGACUCUCAGGACGGAGAGGACAGCGAAGAUGUUGCCCGCCGCAUCGUCUGGCAAGCAGCCAUCUUUAAAGUCGGAGAUGACUGUAGACAGGACAUGCUGGCUCUACAGAUAAUCGGUCUGUUUAAGAACAUCUUCCAGCUGGUGGGACUGGACCUGUUUGUGUUUCCCUACAGAGUGGUGGCUACAGCCCCCGGGUGUGGCGUGAUCGAGUGCAUCCCUGACUGCAAGUCCCGUGACCAGCUGGGCAGACAGACGGACUUUGGGAUGUACGACUACUUCAGGAACCAGUACGGAGACGAGUCCACUCUGGCCUUCCAGAAGGCGAGGUACAACUUCAUCCGUAGCAUGGCAGCAUACAGCUUGCUGCUCUUCCUGCUGCAGAUCAAAGAUCGACACAAUGGGAACAUCAUGCUGGACAGCAAGGGACACCUUAUCCACAUAGACUUUGGCUUCAUGUUUGAGAGUUCCCCUGGUGGUAACCUGGGCUGGGAGCCAGAUAUCAAGCUGACUGAUGAGAUGGUGAUGAUUAUGGGAGGCAAGAUGGAGGCCACGCCUUUCAAAUGGUUCAUGGAGAUGUGCGUUAGGGGAUACCUGGCUGUCAGGCCAUACAUGGAUGCGGUGGUGUCUCUGGUCACUCUGAUGCUGGAUACCGGACUGCCAUGUUUCAGAGGACAGACCAUCAAGCUGCUCAAGCAGCGGUUCAACCCCAGUAUGAGUGAGAAGGAGGCGGCUGCUUUCAUCAUCAAAGUGAUCCAGAGCUGCUUCCUCAGCAGCAGGAGCAAGACCUAUGAUAUGCUACAGUAUUACCAGAACCAGAUCCCAUACUGAAGACCUGCAAUAUUAGCCCGUACUGAGCGCCUGCUUUAUCCUGUCUGAUUCAACACCUUAUUCCCUCUGUAGGCAGUGUCCUCAGUUUUAUCCUGUCAGAAGGUCAGAGGUUGUCCUCCGCUUGCUAGCUAGCGUCAAGCAUCUUGUGCACUUUAUAGAUCAUUGUAUUUUACCCGCCUGAUUGGACCCUGAUCAAGAGCUGUUACACACGACAAGAGAAAUCGGCAUACUAACUGGAUGAAAUGAUGAUGAUUAUUUAUUUUUAAGUUAGGCAAGCAAGCAAAAAACCAACAAUGCAUUGGACAGGCUUGUAAAAAUACUAUUUCAGCCUUAGUUCAACAGCUAGUAUCCUCUUCAAGGCCUCAUUGGGGUUUGAAGUGGGAUAGCAUUGUUAAGAACAUCUGUCCUGAUCGGUCUGAGGCACAGCUUGUUUCCAAAGGAGAACUAAAGAAGUCUUUGAUAAUAUUCUUUUGGCUGCUUUUUGUCAUUUAAUUUUGUGAGAAAUAGCAAGAGGGGCAUUUUUUCCACAGUAGAUCAACUUGAUAUGGCCUAGCCUAUCAACCAACCAGUUGAUUCCUUCAGUCAUGUGAGCUAUUGCUGAACUCCAUUUGCAAUCAGCAAAGCCAUACAUCAGUCAAGGGUGUCUUCAAUCAGUUACAUUCUAAUUGUGUGUGUGUGUGUGUGUGUGUGUCUGUGUGUGUCUGUGUGUGUCUGUGUGUGUGUGUGUGUGUGUGUGUG
Esox lucius (northern pike) is the source of this 7260-nucleotide messenger RNA. RefSeq names its product phosphatidylinositol 4-kinase, catalytic, alpha a (gene pi4kaa). Bases 133 to 6522 code for a protein of 2129 amino acids. Gene Ontology annotation, molecular function: 1-phosphatidylinositol 4-kinase activity. The transcript is spliced from 51 exons. Gene Ontology annotation, biological process: phosphatidylinositol-mediated signaling; phosphatidylinositol phosphate biosynthetic process. Lineage: Eukaryota; Metazoa; Chordata; Actinopteri; Esociformes; Esocidae. The record is from RefSeq and is a predicted model, not a curated record. Gene Ontology annotation, cellular component: cytoplasm; plasma membrane.